AUGCGUCUCGGAUCAGCCGGCCUCGCGGCCCUACUCUGGUCCUCCUUCACCACCGCCUUUCCCUUUGUCGAUAAUGGCAGCAAGCCCCUGCCUGUCCUCCGACCCCGACAAACCGGCACCGGCUCGACGCCCACUUCCACAACACCCGUAGCCACGACUCCGGCGGCCACGACAGAGACCACAGCUGCGGCAGAGGCCACCACCACAGUCACCAUCACCACCACCGUGGGCGGCGGCGGAGGAGGAACAGUCACGUCCACUACAGUCUUCUUGCGUACAGUCACCACUACCGUUGUCGUCACUUCCACGACCUUCCAGACCACCACCAUCACCAGCAACGAUGUCGCGACCGCCACCGUGACCAACUAUGUCACCUCUACCGUCCUUGCCAAGCGCAGUCUCAACUUCCUCCCUGUUCUCGAUGCUCCCUACGACGCCCCGGCUGCUCAAAUCACGCCCGCCGCCGAAGCCAACGAUCUCCGAAGAUACGGCGUCAUCGAGAAGCGCGCUCUCGUCACCGUAGUCGUCACCGUCUCCGGCUCAGCAGGCGCCGAUUCCACCGUCCUGGCCACCCGGACCAGCACCGUGCUCCUCACAACGACCUCGAAUACCAUCCUCACCUCCAUGGUAACAAGCACCCUUUUCAACAAUGCCCAGACCACAAUCACCGUCGAAUCCACCCUGACCGUCACCUCCACCUCCAUCGACACCGCCGUGCCUACUACAGUUGAAAGCGGCCCGACGACCGGCAGCCUGGGCACCGCAACCGCGACCGGUGGUGCGCAGAGCACGGGUUCCAGCAGCGGCGGAGGCCUUUCCACCGGCGCACAGGCCGGAAUCGGUGUUGGUGUUGGCAUUGUUGGACUUGCUGCUCUCAUUGGUAUCGGCUACUGGCUUUACAAGCGCCGUAAGGCUAACCGACCUUCUCGCGCCGACCUCGACGACAUGCGCGCCUACGAUCCCAACGGUCCCUCGCCCCUCAGCGGGCCCGGUGGAGGUAUGUCCGAGACUGGGGCCGGCUACGGUGGUGCUGCUGCAGGCGCUGCUGCGCUCGGAGCGGGUGCGGGAACGCAGAGACGACAGCCCGUGCCCAAGCACCAGCUCUCGCCGCCUUCGCAGAGCGUGAGCCCCAUGACAAACAGCACAGUUUCGCCCGCGGGUGCCGGAUAUGGAUCUCGCCCGCCGACGGGUGGUGCGCAGGAGCUCGGUGGAACGAGAAUCCUACCCGCAGAAAUGGGAGGAGACGAAGUCGUCGAGAUGGGCGAGUCGCAACCCAGGCCGCAGCAGCCGCCGCAACAGCAGUCGAGACCCGCGCCGGGUAUGACGUAUAACUCGGGUCCUGUACCGGAUGUCUACGAGAUGCCUACCGAGAGGUAUCGAUAA
This is a messenger RNA of Colletotrichum abscissum, 1383 nucleotides long. RefSeq lists its product as uncharacterized. Lineage: Eukaryota; Fungi; Ascomycota; Sordariomycetes; Glomerellales; Glomerellaceae. The transcript has a single exon. The record is from RefSeq and is a predicted model, not a curated record. Bases 1 to 1383 code for a protein of 460 amino acids.